Messenger RNA from Malania oleifera, 2041 nucleotides. Its product is annotated as benzyl alcohol O-benzoyltransferase. NCBI's taxonomy places the organism in Eukaryota, Viridiplantae, Streptophyta, Magnoliopsida, Santalales, Ximeniaceae. Gene Ontology annotation, molecular function: acyltransferase activity, transferring groups other than amino-acyl groups. The record is from RefSeq and is a predicted model, not a curated record. The transcript is spliced from 2 exons. Bases 435 to 1823 code for a protein of 462 amino acids.
GUGUAUUAUGGUGAGAAAUUAUUAGGUUAAAAUGUAAACACAGAGUUUCAUUCUUUUUAUUAUUUUUAUAUUUACUAUUACUUGGCAUUGCAUCUAUGCUUAAAUGAUAGAGACAACUGUAAUGUUGUUGGUAGUUUAUGCUGUAAUAUUUCAGGUCAUCUCUUCAGUCUUCCUCCGCGUGCCUGCGUGCCUAUUUCUUUAAUUAUAUACCUACUGAAAAAAAAAAAAAAAUACCCACUGAACAUGAUUGGUAUGGUUAUGCAGCAAGCCUCUCAUUGCUCUCCCUCUCAGCCGCAACCUCUCUCUCGAUCUAUAAAUGAGAGUACUCCCAGAGCCCAAAACCACCAAGCCUCUCAUUGCUCUCCCUCUCUCUCUCUCUCUCUCUCAUUGCACAUACUCCAUCUCCGAUCACUUCGUGAAUAUAACAUUCUCCCAUGGCAUCAUCCUCAGCCUCUCUCGCCUUCACCGUGCGACGGCGGGAGCCGGAGCUGGUGGCUCCGGCUAGGCCAACACCGCACGAGUUAAAGCCGCUCUCCGACAUCGACGACCAGGAGGGUCUUCGGUUCCAAAUCCCAGUCAUACAGUUCUACCGGCGCGACCCCUCCAUGCUGGGGAAGGAUCCGGCGGCGGUGGUCCGACGGGCUCUGGCGGAGACGCUCGUUUUCUACUACCCCUUCGCCGGGCGGCUCCGGGAAGGCCCUGGCAGGAAGCUGGCAGUGGAGUGCACCGGCGAGGGCAUAAUGUUCGUGGAGGCCGACGCCGAUAUCACUCUCCGGCAGUUCGGGGACAAGCUCCAGCCGCCGUUCCCAUGCUUGGAGGAGCUCCUUCACGACGUCCCGGGCUCCGGCGGAGUCCUCAACUGCCCUGUCCUCCUCGUUCAGGUGACGCGCCUGAAGUGCGGGGGCUUCAUCUUGGCCCUUCGCCUCAACCACACCAUGAGCGACGCCGCCGGUCUGGUCCAAUUCAUGUCAGCCGUCGGAGAAGUGGCGCGUGGCGCGCGCGUACCCUCCAAGAAACCCGUGUGGGAAAGGGAGCUGCUAAACGCGCGUGAUCCGCCGCGUGUGACGUGCACGCACCGCGAGUACGACCACGUCCCCGACACGAAGGGCACCGUCGUCCCGCUCGACUCCAUGGUACACCGCUCCUUCUUCUUCGGCGCCGCCGAGGUCGCCGCACUCCACUGCCGCCUCCCGCUGCGCCUCCGCUCGUGCUCCGCCUUCGAGGUCCUCACCGCGUGCCUCUGGAGGUGCCGCACGGCCGCGCUCCGUCCCGAUCCGGACGAGGAAGUCCGGGUGAUCUGCAUCGUCGACUCGCGGACUCGGUUCAACCCUCCGCUGCCGGCCGGAUAUUACGGGAACGCGUUCGCAUUUCCGGCGGCGGUCGCCGCGGCGGGGGAGCUGUGCGGGAGGCCGCUGGGGCAUGCGGUGGAGCUGGUGCGGCGUGCGAAGGCGAGGGUGACGACGGAGUACAUGAGGUCGGUGGCGGAUCUGAUGGUGGCGAAGGGGCGGCCUCACUUCACGGUGGUGAGGACGUACCUGGUGUCGGACGUGACGCGGGCGGGGUUCGGGGAGGUGGAUUUCGGGUGGGGGCGGCCGGCGUACGGGGGUCCGGCGAAGGGCGGGGUUGGGGCGAUUCCGGGGGUGGCGAGUUUCUACAUACCGUGGAAGGAUGAGGUGAGGGGGGAGAAGGGGGUGGUGGUGCCGAUUUGCUUGCCGGGGGAAGCAAUGGAAAGAUUUGUGGCGGAGCUGAAUGGGAUGUUGAAGGAUGAGGAGGCCGGAGAGGACAGUGCUCAGACCUCCACCUUCGUUGUUUCUGCCCUGUAAACCCUUUUUCGAAAAUUAAAAAUAGAAAUAUCUAAGAGGCAGAGGUUAGGCGUGUGCGCUUGGUAUCCUGGAUUGGAACGUUUUUUGUUUUCUUGAGGUUGUAAUUAAUGUUGUUGUAAUGUAAGUGUGUUUUUAAUUCUACUUUUUUGGAAGUGCUAAAUAUUGAUGGGGGCUUUCAUAGAUCAAAUAUAAUGUGUUCUUAGUGUUACACUACUGCA